Messenger RNA from Synchiropus splendidus (mandarinfish), 3758 nucleotides. RefSeq names its product amyloid beta (A4) precursor protein-binding, family B, member 1 interacting protein (gene apbb1ip). The record is from RefSeq and is a predicted model, not a curated record. Gene Ontology annotation, biological process: signal transduction. Gene Ontology annotation, cellular component: cytosol; plasma membrane. The transcript is spliced from 14 exons. The coding region runs from base 264 to 2351 and encodes 695 amino acids. Lineage: Eukaryota; Metazoa; Chordata; Actinopteri; Syngnathiformes; Callionymidae.
GGGAGGUGGGGGGUCGGUCUGCGCUGCCCGGACAAGACUGUUGUGAAAGUGCCGAGCUGGCGGAAGGAAUGCAGUGACAGGUCCGGACCUGAACUUCCGCAUCGAGCAGGAAGAAGUGAGCAGCUGAGGAACCAGAUGAACGCUCUCAGCAGCCGAAGCUGAUGACGGCUUUCCACCGCUGAGCUGGACCCACACUCCGCAGCGGCUCCCGCGCCCAUGCUCUUCCCAGACGUCUGAGGGCCCAACACAGAUUACCUGCCAAGAUGGACGACAUUGACGCCAUGUUCAGUGACCUGCUGGGGGAGAUGGACCUCCUCACCCAGAGUCUCGAACAGGAAGCCGUCCCCCCUGCGCCCCCGCCCCAAACUGACACACAGGUCGACUUCUCCAUCGGCUUCAACGACAUCAACGCGUCUCUCCACGACCUGGAGGACAAUGACUUGGACGCUCUAAUGGCUGACUUGGUGGCAGACCUCAAUGCCACGGAGGAGAAGCUGGCGGCAGAAAUCGAGGGUUUGAAGGAGAUUCCGCUGCCUGAGCCGCCGCCGCCGCCGCCAGAGUCCAGCCUCGCUUCUCCGGCCAGCAGCAGAGAUGGAGGCAGUGCUGUGACCACCCCGGCCUCCUCCACCUCUCCCCUCCCGCCGCCGCCGCCUCAGUCCACCAAGCCCACAAAAGAGGAGAUGGAGGCGCAGAUGAAAGCAGACAAAAUCAAGCUCGCGCUGGAGAAGCUCAAGGAAGCCAAGGUGAAAAAGCUGGUGGUGAAGGUGCUCAUGAACGAUGGCAGCUCCAAGACUCUGAUGGUGGACGAGAGGCAGACGGUGAGGGAAGUUCUGGACAGCCUGUUUGAGAAAACCCACUGCGACUGCAACGUGGACUGGAGCCUGUGCGAGACCAACGCUGACCUGCAACUGGAGCGCACCUUUGAAGACCACGAGAACCUUGUGGAGCCGCUGCUGGCCUGGAUGAGGGACAGCGAGAACAAAAUCCUCUUCCAGGAGCGGCCGGAGAAAUUCGAGGUUUUCAAAAACCCACAGACCUUCUACCUGUGGAAGAAGGACAAGAAAACGCUCAAAGACAUUAAGGACAUGGACAAAGAGAUAUUAAUAAAGGAAAACUUCUGCGGCUCCUCCAUCAUCGUGCCCGACCUGGAGGGAGUCCUGCACCUCCGAGAGGACGGCAAGAAGUCGUGGAAGCAGCGACUCUUCCAGCUCAGAGCCUCGGGAAUUUACUUUGUCCCCAAAGGGAAGACUAAGUCGUCUCGGGACCUGGUCUGCUUUGCUCAGUUGGACAACUUAAAUGUCUACUACGGCAAAGACUUGAAGAACAAGUACAAAGCUCCGACCGACUUCUGCUUCGUGCUCAAGCACCCUCAGAUCCAGAAGGACUCUCAGUACAUCAAGUACCUGUGCUGUGACGACGCCGCCACCAUGAAUCUGUGGGUGACUGGAAUAAGAAUAGCAAAGUAUGGAGCUUCGCUACACGACAACUACAAGUCAGCCUUGAAGAAAGCCUCGAUCAGCUCCGCCUGGACGAACCGCACCACCACCAAACCUUCACCUACCAUCUCAGCUAAAUCACUGAAUCAGGCCAAUGGUCACAUUCCAGCUCCCCCUCCUCCUCCUCCUCCUCCUCCAGGGGACUUUGGAUCCAUCGCUCCACCUCCUCCUCCCCCACCACCUCCCCCAUGUGGACCUCUUCCUCCACCUCCUCCAGAUCCAUCCUUCCCUCUUCCUCCUCCUCCGCCUCCUUUAAGUGCCAAGAAACCUUCGCCGCCUCUCGGCCCACAUCGACACCUGCCCACCAACUUUCCUCCGCCUCCUCCCGCGAUGUCGAACCUCCCGUGUCCUCCGCCGCCUCCUCCUCUGGAUGACUCUUCAGAGGACCUUCCAGACUUCCUCCCACCGCCUCCUCCUGUUUCUGGUUCCUUCCCGCCUCCUCCACCACCGGUCAAGACGCUCCCACCGGCACCUCCUCGGGCCUCCUUCAGAAGGAAGGAUCAACCUCUGCCACCUCCACCACCAGACCCAGGCUUCCUGCCGCCUCCUCCGCCUCCCUCAGCGUUCCCUGGAGGGGAUGGAUCCCUCCCACCCCCUCCACCACCACCUCCAUCUCAGCCAGGCUUCAUGGGUUCUGGAGGACCUCCACCUCCUCCGCCACCGCCGCCACCUCCUCCUUCGAAUGCCUCAAGACCGUUGCCUAUUCCGAGAGCCAGAGGAUCAGCGAAGAAGCUUCCUCCUCCUCCACCUAAGAGGACUACUCCAUCACUGCAUGGCGGAGAAGGAGGAGGAGGUGGUGAGGACUUCAUGUCAGAACUGAUGCUUGCUAUGAGAAAGAAACGAGGCAAUAAUUAGUCUGAGAACCUUCAUGGCUUUACAUGACACCUUCAUUCUUCACCGACAGCUUCUGAACUUCUGUGUCCGUGGGUGGUCUCUAACAGGAAAUCAAGACAUUCCCAGGGCAGAGAGAGCAUCUGACCACUCUCCACUUCAGCAGCCUCAUGUAUCAAUACUUGCAUAGAUUCCAUACUGAAACUGAACAGGCUCCUUUCUCCAUUAGAAACUCCAAAUAAAUGUUUUGAUUUUUUGGACCGGGUCAUGAAUUUAUUUGCUGAAACAUGAGAUGUUGAGAACUUGACUCUUACUGUCAUUUUGUUAUGACAAUAUUUCUCUCAGAAUUUUUUAUCCUCAUUUAAAUGUACCAAAAAAACACCACAAUAGUGUCCAUUUUAUGCUUCAUUUUGCGUUUCCUUGCUGUGAAGCUUAACCACGUGUGAUCAGGUGAGAUUUCUGCCAUGGAGCACGACCGAAUCCAUCAGUGCUGGGGACAGAAUAAAGAUUAUUGGGGCGCAUUAAGGACCUGUCACGUUCACUCCUUGCUCAUGUCGCUCAGUGUGUAAUAACAUCGAUUAACAUAUGAAAUGACAUGUUGCAUCUCAUCGCACCUGAGUGGAAGGGAAACUGGGGAAAAAUGUUCUAGUUACAAUCUGGAAAAUACAGUACCUGAGGAAACCUGGUUCUUGUAUUAAAGUGUUCAUGUGUCCCUAAUGUGCACAUCGAGGCACCGCCACUAAGCGCCGCUAUUGGACCAACAGCUGCAAAAACAAGCAAAAACUAAACAGCCUCAAGUCAGCGUGAAGCAGCAUGUUUCAUUGACUUGUUCAAGUUUGAUAAAUAUACAGACUUUGCAGUGGAAAAGUGCACACUGUACGCACCUUUGAUAGAUGAGGAUCCUGGCCGUCUUAUUUCUAAGGGAGCCUUCUAGCUCAGCUCAAUUCCUUGAUCCAAGAACACGACACCAGCCGUCAUGUGGAUGUUCCCGCUGACCUGAGACUAACUAACCCUGGAUGUUUACUCAUGUGUGUGUGCUAACUUGGUGGCUGGGAUCUACACUUCUAAGAACUAUAACUGGAUAUUGUGUCUUGUCAACUGGACAUCUCACUCUGGUGAAUAUAUCAUGUGACACCAAACCAAAAAUACAGAUACAGCGCAACAAUAUAUAAUUUAAUGUAUAUAUUGACACAUUUUCAUGUAAAUAGUUCCUGAAAAAUUAAAUAAAACCUGAGCAUAUUUUACUUUUUGGUUCGGUUUUGUAAUUGUUUCACCACAAAAGACGGCCUGUGUAUAAUGUGUAUCGAACAGCACUGUUUUAGUCUUAAAAAAAAAAAAAAGAAAAAAAGGUCAGACACCAAACGUUUGUGAGAUGGUCUUCAGCUUUAAUGACGGCACAAAUUCAGCAAGUUCUCCUGGUUUGGGUGACAG